Messenger RNA from Plasmodium gaboni, 3891 nucleotides. Its product is annotated as putative ubiquitin conjugation factor E4 B. The coding region runs from base 1 to 3891 and encodes 1296 amino acids. Gene Ontology annotation, biological process: protein polyubiquitination. The record is from RefSeq and is a predicted model, not a curated record. Gene Ontology annotation, cellular component: nucleus; ubiquitin ligase complex; cytoplasm. The transcript has a single exon. Gene Ontology annotation, molecular function: ubiquitin-ubiquitin ligase activity. NCBI's taxonomy places the organism in Eukaryota, Apicomplexa, Aconoidasida, Haemosporida, Plasmodiidae.
AUGGUGGACAAAAUUAAAGAAGACGCUAUUAUUCAGAACAUUUUUCAAAUAUGCUUGAAAAAAGAGGAAUGUAAUAAUAAUAAAUUAUAUUUAGAAUCAUAUGUGAAAGAAUUAAAUGAAAACAAUGAGGAGUUAUAUUUUUUGGUUGAUAAUUUAUAUUUCAUUUUACUUCACAAGAUAAGUGAUUUACAUAGACAGAAGAAAAAUUGCUUAAGUUAUUUAUGUUCAUGUGCUUCUCGAUUAGUUGAUAAAAGUUUAUAUAAAGGUAUAAAUAUGAAUAAUAAAGAAAGUGAUAUAAUAAUUAAUGAGAUAUCUGAUCAAAUUGUUAAUAGUGUAAUUAUAUAUUUAGAAAAUUUGGAUAUAUAUCCAAAUAUGAAAAUAAGUAAAAAAGAAAGAAUGGAAGUAUUUUAUGAAUUUUUAAAAAAAUCAUGUACUUCUCGAUUUUUAAAAAAAGUAUUGUCUUUUAUAGAAGAAAAUGAUAAAAGCGAAGAAGAUGAAAAUAGUAAACAGUUAAAUAAAUUCUUUAAUCCAAUAAUAGAAUUAAUAUUAAAUAAUUUGAAUAAUAGAAGUUUAGUGUACCCAAAAAAUGAUGUUGCUGUUUUGUUCAGUUUCUUGACAGGUUUCAAACCUAUAGCUGAUUUGAUAGCACAAAAUAAGUCUAUGUUUUUAUAUAUAAAUGUGAAAGAUCGUAUGAAGGAUAAUAUGUAUAGUGAUAUAAAAAAGGAAAGUGAUAAAAAUUUAUUAUCAACAUGUAAGAGUAUGCCUGUAAAUACGUCCGAUUCUUCUACAAAUAAUAUAAUAACAAAUGAUAAUAAUAGCAGCAAUAUUAAUGAUGCUGUUCCACAAGAGGGAAAUACAACCACUAGCUCUAAUAAUAAUAUAAAUAAUAAUAUAAAUAAUAAUGUAAAUAAUAAUAUAAAUAAUAAUGUAAAUAAUAUUGUUAAUAAUAACCUAAGUAAUAAUAGUAGCAAUCGUCGAAGCGUGCCAUACACACAUUUUCGUAGCACAUUUAUACAAAAUAAUUAUUCUCAUUUCAGCAGAGAUAAAGAAAUUAGUACUUGUGGCUAUAACUUCCAAUUGAAUAGCUUACUGGGUAGGCUAAUUUCACCCACAAUUAUUAAUAUGCCAAAUAUAAUGAAAAAAGAAGAGAUUGCUAUGUAUAAAUAUUUCUAUAAUACUAAUACAAAUAGUUUAAAUAAAAUGACCCUAAAUACAUUAAAAAAUACAUAUACUUUAUUAAGAAAAGAUACAGAUUGGAUUUUAGAAAAUUGUGUAGAAAUAAUAAAGAACUUAUUAAAAAGUAGUAGUGAUAGUAAAAAGAUAAUAUUAUUAUGGAUAAAUUGUAUUCUUAUUUCUAAUGAGAAGAAAACAAAAAUAAUGUAUCAUUAUUCUACAUAUCCACAAUCUUUAGAUACUUCAUAUGGAUUAUUUUUAAAAUUAUUGGGAGAAAAUUCUUAUGGGUUUUGUCUUAAUAUGUUCUGGGUUUUAUUAUGUUUAUGUGAACCUAUAACUGUAAAUAAAAUUAACGAUUUUGAUUUUUUUUUCUUUUUAAGAAAUGAUCCCUUUUCAAAAUUUUUAUUAAAAAAUAUUACAAACCAGUCGUCUUUUGAGGAUAAAUCCAAUGUAGAAAAAAUUAAGAAAAAUGUGGAACGUUCUGAAUGUUUUCAAAAAGAACCUAAAUUUAUCACUUGUAUAUUUUGGAUGACCUUUAAAUCAUUGAGUGUAUUUUUUAAACCUGCAGUAGAUGAAUUUAUUAAAAUAGUUCAAGAAACAGGCAAUGCAAAAGAUAAAGAUUUUUAUUAUAUGAAUAUACAUGCAUGGAAAAUUUUUCUAUAUAAUACACGCUUUAAUCAAUUAUUGUUUAAAUUUUUACAUUUAUGUAUGAAUUACUUUCUUCAUGUUGCAUAUCUAUAUGAUAUGAAUGGAAAUAUUAAUAAUUCUAUGAAAACUUGCUUGAGCGAACAUAAUAAUAGUGUGGUUCAUUUGGUUUUAAAGUGUUGUCCUCCUCCUAACGAGAAAUAUUAUAAUAAUUCAAAAGAAGGUACUACAGAAGGUAGUAGUAAUCUUGUUUCCAGCAUGAGAGAAAAUGAAAAAGUGGACAGGAACGAACCCAGUGAAGAUAACAAAAGAAUUGAAAAUAAUGAUAGGGUUGUUGAAAAUAACCAAAUGAAUGAAUCAGCAAGAAAUGGUUCCAUAAAUGAAGACCUUAAUAGAGUAGAAACAGAAGGAAUGAAUAUAUCUAAUGAAACAAAUCGCACGGCAUCAUUAGAUAUAAAUAAUAAUGUAGAGAAUACACCAGUGAUGAUAAGACCUUUGGAUGGAUCAGAUGAUCAUUUAUAUGCAUCUCCACACUUUUCUAUAAUACCUACUUUUUUUUUAAGUGAUAUAUUUGAAAUAUUAUAUUUAUUAUACGAAUUAGAUUUAUUUAAAGGUCCAAAUAAUGAAACGUUAAUGAAUUAUUUAGAUAUAGAUUUAUUUUUAGCCUUUUCUAUUUUUACAAUGUUAAGUGAAAAUCAUAUUAAGAGUAUUCAUUUAAGAUGUGAAUCAGCUCCUAAAACUUUUUCGUUUUUAUAUAAAUUAGAUAAUUUAAAAAAGGUAAUUGAAGAAUCAGAUUUGACUAAAAAAUAUAUUAUAAAAUCCUUAACAAAUGUAUUUAUAGCUUCUCAAAAAGGAGAAUAUACAGAAAGAAUGCAAACACGUGUACGCAUAGUAGAGAACUUUAAUAGUUUCUUUUUAAAUAAAACAUAUGUAAAUCAGUUUACACAAUUAGUUAUAAAUAAUAAUAAUUUAUUUGUCCAUUUGAUUCAUUUAUUAUUAAAUGAUGUAAGUUUUCUAGUUGAAGAAGUGGUCUCUUACUUAUCUGAAAUAAAAAGAAGAGAAGAAAAUAAUAAGAAGAAAAAAGAUUCGCAACAAGAAAAUGAGCAAGAGGCAAAUUCGAAUUCGUAUUUAAAUGCAACUACAAGAAAUAGUAGAACAUCCAAUGGAAAUAACAAUUCGGUAUCUAAUAUGAAUUAUUCACCUUUAAAUAAUAAUAACAACAACAAUAUUAAUAAUAACAAUAAUAAUAACAAUAAUAACAAUUUUAAUGACUCCUCAUUUAAUAGUGAUAAUAAUAGUGAUGAUGGAGAUGAAGACGGAAUUGAUAAUGAUUUAUCAAAUGAAAGUAUGAGAAACUUAGCAGCCAAAACAAAAAUGAUUAUAACAUAUUGUUAUAAAUCAUGCAUAUUUUUAAAUUUAUUAUGUAAAAAUUAUCCAAAUAAUAUACUUACAUCUAAUACCAUACUUUCACAAAUCGUUACAUGCUUAAACUGUUAUUUUGAUUAUUUAGUUGGUCCUAAAUGUUUAAAUAUCAAAGUUAAAAAUAUGGAACAAUAUAAUUUUAGACCACAACUGUGGCUCACCAGUAUAGUAGAAUCUUAUUUAUUCUUAUUGAAUUCUGAUAAAGAACAUGAAGAGUUAUUAAUUAGAGAAAUAGCAAAUGAAGGAAGAUAUUAUAAACCUGAAAUUUUUAAUAAAGCUUAUUAUAUAUGUAAAAGAGAAGGAUUAUUACACAAGGAAGAAUUAAAUAAAUUUAAAAACUUUUGUCAAGAAAUUGUAGAUAUGAAAGAUGAAGUAGAAUUAUUUAAUGAUGUUGAUGAUAUACCUGAUAAUUUCUUAGAUCCAAUUCUACAAGAUAUUAUGUUAGAUCCCGUUCUAUUACCUACCUCUGGUAUUAUUAUUGACAGAAAGAAUAUUGAAAGACAUUUAAUGAGUGAACCUAAUGAUCCAUUUAAUAGAGCCCCACUUUCAAAAGAACAGCUAGUACCCAUGCCACAACUAAAGGAAGAAAUACAAAAUUACAUAAAUAAAUUAAGACAAGAAAAAAAAAAAAAAAAAAAAAAAAAUAGAUAA